This is a messenger RNA of Thermochaetoides thermophila DSM 1495, 1869 nucleotides long. RefSeq lists its product as uncharacterized. Gene Ontology annotation, cellular component: nucleus. Gene Ontology annotation, molecular function: transcription cis-regulatory region binding; DNA-binding transcription factor activity. Gene Ontology annotation, biological process: positive regulation of transcription by RNA polymerase II. Lineage: Eukaryota; Fungi; Ascomycota; Sordariomycetes; Sordariales; Chaetomiaceae. The record is from RefSeq and is a predicted model, not a curated record. The transcript has 5 exons. The coding region runs from base 1 to 1869 and encodes 622 amino acids.
AUGAGCGAAUACUAUCAGUACCUCUCUUCCAUGUCCAUGGUUGGAGUUGGGGGACAACUGGCCCAUAAUCAUCCGGAUGUCACCGGACAGUGCGAUGAAACCCAUCCAAUCUGCGAAAAUCCCUCACAACCAAAGGGGUCGUCGGGUAACAACAACUCCAAGGAAUCGUCCGCAGGGCCCAGUCAGCAGCCGAGUCCAGAAUCCUCCAAAGGCGAGGAUGAGGAGGAAGCUGAGCUGGACACUAAGCUCGAAACGAUAAUGGAUGAGGACGAAGAGGAACCGGAGAGUGCGACUUCACAGACGCCAACACCAGGUUUACCGACACGAAGGUCGAGCACAACAUCAUCACUUGGCCCUCAACGUGCCGGCGGAGACAACCGACACGGGUCGGAGACCCCUUCCUUCGAAGGGUUGAAUCGCUCAUCUCCAGCACUAACGAUGGGGACAGCAAAUCCCCAGACACCAAUAGGACUCAAUUUCCCAUCUUCAUCCUCUGCACGACCCGACUGGACCUUUCUCACACACGAAAUGCAGUUCUAUCUGAACUACUUCUACGAUAAUGUCACUCACUAUCACUACUGUGCAACGAGCGAUCUGGAUGAUUUCUUCCGUACCAUUCUUACGACAGAGGCAACUCGAAACGAAGCGCUGCUCUAUGCGGUUGUGGCCUUCUCUGCAUACCAUCAUGCCAUGAAAGAUCCGAACGGGAGGAUCAAUGAGUUUCUUCAGUUUUACAGUCGUAGUGUCAGACUUCUUCUGGAAUGCUUGAAGAAAAAAGAGAACUACAACAUCGGCACCCUCCUUACGAUUUUGCAGCUUGCUACGAUAGAGGAGUACUUGGGCGACUGGAUCAACCUCAUGGGACACAAAAAGGCAGCGUUCGAGGUCCUGACACAGCUUUACGAUCCACACUCUGCAAUGCAAUCGCCUGUCGGACGCAUGGCCGUCACGUGGUACGCACGAUUCGACGUGAUCACCAGUGUUAUGGGGUGCCUUGCGCCGUCGAUGUCCCGGGAAUGGUUUACAGCACAGGUAGAACACUAUCAAGAUCGAGCAACAGCAGAACCUCAAAAUGUGGGUUGCAAGUUCGAGUUAUGGUCUGCUCGGCUGAGACUCAUCAUGAUGGAAAUGGGCCUGCUUUACGCCAAGAGGGCAAAGCGUGACAUCUCCGAAGACGAGUAUGCUGCAGAGCAUCAGCGGCUGGCAGUUGUCUUGGAGGAGUGGAAAAACAGUUGGGACCCGGCCAUGACCGAUCCGUCGUUCCUCCUGACCGAUCUUCCGACGAACAACUCGGACAUCAACCCUUUUACGCCAGAGCCCCUUUUCCAGCCUCCGUUGUUUGUGGCGACCGCCCUGGUGUGCGAGUAUCACUCGCUUGCUCUCAUGCACGCGAGUCAGAGUUCGAUCAAGCUCACGGAUGAGGCGAAAGCGGGCCUGAGGGAACGUGCAAACGCGAUCUGCCGGAUCGUGGAAGCCGUGGAGGUCUGGCAGGGGAGCCCUUUGGGUAGCUUGAUCCUGCUUCAAGCCUGCAUGGUGAUGGCAUCUUUCUACGUGCGGCGAGACGCUAGACACCACAUGUGGCUGAGGAGGAGGUAUGCUUCGCUCGAGUCUAUGGGGUACAUUUCACCGAUGACGCUGCGCACUCGCAUGGCAGAACUCUUCAACGACCAGAGUUGUGUCCGGUGGUGGCUCCCCAACGACGAAGGCUUCACUCCUCUCCUCCAAAGCAUUCGAGCCCUGGCAGACGAGCGCAACUUGAUGGCAGCUUCAGCCCAAAGCGAGACCCUGCAGCAAAUUCGCCAUGUCUUUUCCCGGAUGCAAAUCGGGCCCGAUGAUGGCGACACCGAUAUGAAAGACGCGACUGCUUGA